AUGAGGGAGAGCAGGCCCUGCCAACAGCUGACACCCAACUCUACCAGCUGUACCAUCCGGGACUUCAAGAUGUUCUACCCAGUGCCCCAUGUGCUCAAUGUCACGGCCAUCCUUCCUGAGGGCAUCAUCACCACACUUCUGCCCUUUGUGCCUGAGCAAAUCAUGAAACCGGACCGUCCAGUGUACGUCCGUGUGAACCCUGCUCCUGAGAAUCGUCUGCUGGUGCAGUGGUAUGAACCUGUUUCCUGGCCCAACUUUGCGGGCUUGACACUCAUAUACCAGAUUCGCUACAAGGACUGUGAAGCUGAGCACUUCCAGGAGGUGGGUCCCACUGAAAACACCAACUACAUGAUCAACUCCGUGCCACCAAAUGCCACGUACUGCGUCCAGGUCAAAGGGCGGGAUGUCUACAGCUAUGGGUUGUGGAGUGACUGGAGCUAUCUUGCCAAAUCCCCCCUCAUUCUCGCAAACUAG
Elephantulus edwardii (Cape elephant shrew) is the source of this 474-nucleotide messenger RNA. Its product is annotated as interleukin-27 subunit beta-like. Lineage: Eukaryota; Metazoa; Chordata; Mammalia; Macroscelidea; Macroscelididae. The transcript has 3 exons. Gene Ontology annotation, biological process: cytokine-mediated signaling pathway. Gene Ontology annotation, cellular component: external side of plasma membrane. Bases 1 to 474 code for a protein of 157 amino acids. Gene Ontology annotation, molecular function: cytokine receptor activity; protein binding. The record is from RefSeq and is a predicted model, not a curated record.